Messenger RNA from Triticum urartu, 1046 nucleotides. RefSeq names its product thaumatin-like protein. The record is from RefSeq and is a predicted model, not a curated record. Lineage: Eukaryota; Viridiplantae; Streptophyta; Magnoliopsida; Poales; Poaceae.
CAAGAAGCGCACACAGGAGAUGGCGACGGUGACCACCGGCCUCGUGGCCGCGGCGUCGCUCCUCCUGCUGCUCGCGGGAGGCGCGUCGGCGGCGACGCUGGCGCUGUACAACAAGUGCGGCGAGACGGUGUGGCCGGGCAUCCAGCCGGGGGCCGGCAAGGAGAUCCUGGCCCGCGGCGGGCUGCAGCUGCUCCCCAACCGCGCCACCUCCAUCCGCCUCCCGGCCGGCUGGUCGGGCCGCGUGUGGGGCCGGCAGGGGUGCCGCUUCGACGCGGCGGGCCGCGGCAAGUGCGCCACGGGCGACUGCGGCGGCGCCCUCUACUGCAACGGCGCCGGCGGCGAGCCCCCGGCCACGCUGGCGGAGAUCACGCUUGGCGCGUCGGCCUCCGCGCUCGACUUCUACGACGUGAGCCUGGUGGACGGCUACAACGUGGCCAUCGACAUGCGGCCCUACCACGGGUCCGGCGCCAACUGCCUCCCCGCCGGCUGCGUCAGCGACCUCAACAGCGUCUGCCCCGCCGGGCUCGCCGUCCGCGGCGGCAACAGGGUCGUGGGCUGCCGCAGCGCAUGCGCCGCGUUCGGGAGCGCCGAGUACUGCUGCACGGGGCAGUUCGGCGGGCCGCAGCAGUGCAAGCCGACGACCUACUCGCGGCUCUUCAAGCGGGCCUGCCCCAAGGCGUACUCCUACGCGUACGACGACAAGACCUCCAUCCUCACCUGCGCCGCCGGCACCUCCUACGUCGUCACCUUCUGCCCCCACCGCCGCUAGACCAUGCCACCGCCACGGAUCUAGACCUGAAGACAGUGGUAGUAUGUUGUUGUUUCAGUUGAGCCGGUGCUCGGUGCAUGGCAUUGUUGCGGCGUUGUUCUUUGGUUCUUGCUGUCGUUGCGUCCUGUGUUAGUGCCGGGAUCGAUAAUAACAAUAGUGGUAGUGGUAGUGGCAGUGAAGUGAACCAGUGAUGGUUCGUGGUAGGCCUGGAUGGAUGGGUAUAAUAGUAUGGUAGUAUAAUGGCAGUAUAUGCAGAUCGAACUACUUAUAUUUUUCA